AUGGACCCCAGCCGUCCCGGUCGCGGCGAGCGCCCACCCCUACCCCCGCGCCAUGGAAGUGGGAGUAGCAGCCGCAGUCCGUCGCGAGCUGCCCCCCGUCGCCAGUCCGCCCGCCGUGACUCUGCCGAAACAACCGGGCGCGCAGGGCAAGCGCGCCAGAUCCUCUCGCCCGUCCCGGUGACGAUGGCGCAGAAGGGUCUCACGCCGCCACCUCUGCCAUCGCGCGGGCCGAGUCCCAGCGUCUUCUCAGGUCGUGAAGGUAGCACCUACUCGCGGCGCAACGAGACCAUCACCAGUCCUCCUCCAGAGGGACUGGAGCUCUUUGCGCACCAUUGCCGCCUCUUCUUCUUCUCCACCACGCCGCCAGAAGCGUCACAAGCGUACAUCUCUGCAACGCUCGCGAAGCUUCCUCCCGCUCAUCGCGCCGCGUACACUCGCGUGCAGUCGCAGCUGCGCUCUGAGGCGCAUCUCCACCACCUUCGAGUGCGCAUCAGCAGUUUCCAUGCGCUGCUGUCAUCGACUAUCUCCAACGGCUCACUCUCCCUGCCCGCCCGCUCGGAUCUGGGCAGUGCCCGUGCACGCUCCGAACGCGCAGAGCGUCUUGACCACUUCAUUCGCACAUGGGGCACGUCUUCCACCGGCCCGCAGCUUCCGUUCUUCCGCGGCCUGUGGGGCGCUCUGCGUGUGCAGAGUCGCGGACCAAGCUGCGGAGGAGCAGGUGUGCGUCGCGUUGUGUGGGAGAUUGAUGACGCCGUGUUCCUCGAAUCAGGUGGACCCGAGUUCAUGUCCGAAGCUGUGGCCGUGCUCAAGGGUAUCCUCGGGUUCGAGGAUCAGCCACUUAGCACACCCCCCAAGUUGCGCCGUGUUAUUCCGGGGCCCAGCACCCCCGACGACAAUGAUUCGCGCGCACGCGCUGGCUCGGACCCAUUCACGGACAAGCGCACCCUGGGCGCACCCGCGCCGCAACCGCGUAAGACGUCCGGUCGUGGGCCGGCCCCACCGCCGCCCCCUUCGCGCCGCAAGGCCUCGCCUAACCUGGACGAUGCGCCGUCAUCUCCACCCCUGUCGCCGAAUAGCCCAGGUGACCGCGAGGCUUUGUUGGGCGGGGCGUCGCGCUCGCCCCUGGGCCUGACGGCAAUGGUCGCGGACGACAAGGACAGCAUCGACUCACGCUCCUUUGACUUGGGAGAGGAGGAGGCGGACCUGAACCGUCCCCGUUUCCGGCUGUGGACGUUCCCAGCGCAUAUUGCGGAUGACGAGGCCGAGUCGCUCAUGGCCCUUUUCCCGCGCUUCGUUGGGCGCACCGUCGACCCUCGCAUCAAGGCCAGCACCCCGGCCCCGCGUGACAAGGACCUCGAGCUCGGCCUCGUGUCUGGUGUGGCGAGUGACGUUUGGAGCACACUUAGUGUUGACGGGAUCGAGGUGCGAACUCCCCGCCCGGAGCGAGAGGAUGAGGCCGGUGUCGUGCGCUGCGGCACCGGCCGCAUGUGGGCCGGCGGUGCGGACCGCCGUGCGGGAUGGGAGGGCGGCACAUGGUUCCGCUUCAAGCGCUGGUGGCGGCGCCUGUUUGGGCUCGCGUAG
This is a messenger RNA of Cutaneotrichosporon oleaginosum, 1581 nucleotides long. RefSeq lists its product as uncharacterized. The record is from RefSeq and is a predicted model, not a curated record. NCBI's taxonomy places the organism in Eukaryota, Fungi, Basidiomycota, Tremellomycetes, Trichosporonales, Trichosporonaceae.